GCGAUUGUAUUGAGGUCAACUGCCACAUUAUCAAAGUUUAUUAGUAUAUUCAUAUGUCAAUAACAAACCGGUACAAACACAAGGCAGUCAAGCAUAUAAUUAUAUUUCAUGAAAGGAAGUAUAAUAUACCCCUAAACUUGUUAAAUCUAACUGUUCAGUCGCUUUAAAAUUUUGGCAGUGUGUGGAAAUUUAUACACAGUAACACAGAAUGGCUGAAAGGGGUGACUUACCAUCAUUAAAAGAUGGUUCUGAUGUGGACAUUGAGUUCCCUUGCACACCUUGCGGAGAAGACAAUAUCAGAGAAGAAGCUUUCAAAUAUUGCCCUGAAUGUCAAGAAUAUCUCUGUACAACGUGCACCAGGCAUCAUGGUCGGCAAAAGGCAACCCGAGCACAUAAACUUCUUGACAGGGAUGAUGCCAAACAGGGUCCUUUGAUUGCUAAGACGAAAUGCUAUUACCAUCCGGACCAAGAUAUUGAAAUGUAUUGUGGAACACACGAUAUGGUCUACUGUGUCAUGUGUAUAGCCACAGAACAUAGAUCAUGUGAGGGAGUAAUCAGAAUAGAAGACGAGCCAAAAUCAUGUGUUAAUCAAACUGAAAUUAAUCGCGUGUUAGAUGAAACUAGAAAUGCAACAGAUCGCAUUAUGGCUCUGAUCAUUAAACAACAGAAGAAUAAAACAUCUCUUGAAGAGCAAAGAAACAAGAUUGAAGAGAAGCUUGAGAAAGAUAAAAUACGAUUGAUAGAACAUAUCAGAAAACUAAAAAGGGAGACAUCUGAAUCUUUAGACAAAAGUUAUGCCAAGAUAAAUGGAGAAAUUGAGUCGGAAAUCAGCGUAUCUACUAACAUGAUACAAAACCUGAAGAAAACUUCUGAGCAACUGCAGUCAGUUGCUGGUAUGGACGCAGUUCAACAGUUCAUUCAGAUGAAACUGAUGAAGAAGACUGUAACUGAAGCCAACAAGUUACAUGCUGAUGUUGAGUCGAAUGGUACAAAGUCAGUCUGUUUCACAGAAAACACAGAUUUAAUAACUUCCGUGAUGAGCGCAAAUACUUUUGGAGAAGUGCGAACAGAGGCUGAAGAGAAGAAACCAUCCAAACCAAUACAAUACAAAAUGAAAUCGAAGAAAGAGGUAAAUGUGAGAAUGGCAAAUGACAAAUCAACGUGCGUAAUAUCUGAUGUUUGCCAGCUUCCUGAUGGUACGAUCUUGUUGACUGACUUCAGUAAUAACAAAGUUAAAAGACUGGACUUGAACUACAGUAUGAAGGACCAUUUUGGCCUAGAUGCUAUACCAACGGCCAUCUGUUGUAUUGGUAAGAGUCAAGUAGCUGUGAAAUUGUACAACGGCAAAAUUCUGUUUAUAUCUGUUGGCUCGACCUUGUCAAAAACGAGAUGUAUAACAAUUGUAGGUGGGAACUUGCACGGAAUGGCCUUAUAUGCUGAAGAGUUAUGGAUAUCUACAGGUGAUGGUGUUAACGUGUACAAUACUACAGGAACACUUAUUAAAUCUAUUGACAAAGAUCAGAAUGACAAGGUGAUAUUUAAUUCAGUGACUCAACAUAUGACUGCAAGUGGUAAUAACAUAAUCGUUACAGAUUGGAGUGAUGGUGCCAUCUGUAUAAACAAGGAUGCUACAGUUAUGAUGGAACUACGAGAUAAAAGACUGAAAGGCAGCUGCGGUCUCUGUGUAUCUGAUGAUGGAACCGUGUUUCUUUGCGGAUAUAACUCCAACAAUAUUGUGAUGUUCAGCAGUGAUGGGAAAUGUCUUGGAGAGUUGAUAGCUGCAGAUGCCGGCUUGAAGAAACCUAUCAGUCUGUGUUAUGAUAGUAACAAACACUGUAUAAUCACAACAUGCCAUAUGUCUGAUACUAUACAUGUUGUUGGCCUGGGUUGAUAAAAACAAUUUUGUUGUAUCAAAAAAGUAUAUCACAGAGUCUGAGAGACUUUUACAAAGGAAUGUAUAUACAUGUUUGAUUGGCACUAUUCAUGCUGUUGACUUUGAUUAAUAAAACGUUACUAUUCAUUAACCCUUACCCUGCUAUUUUUCUAUAAUGGACUGGUCCAUCUUUCAAUUUGGACAGUACUACUUAUUAUUCAAAGGGGUUUUCACUGAAAAUUUACUGACUGAAUAGCGAACUGUGCAGACCAUGAUCAGACUGCACAGAUGUGCAGGCUGAUAUUGGUCUGCACUGGUCGCAAAGGCAGAAUCAUCUGCCGCCAGCAGGCUAAGGGUUAAUUGAUGUAUUAAACAGUAUUUCACAUAAACUUAUAUCCGCUUUCAGUACAAGUUAAAUUAGGCCAAAAAAAAUUUCUUUGUUUCCAGUAACAUGCUAAAAAAAUUAAGGUAGGUAAGUCAGAAUUUUUUUUUUUUUUUUUUUGGAUUUGUUUUUUUAUUGAGACUUUCGGAAAUUAUUUUUGAGUCAAAAAAUGAAUACAAAUAAGGGGGUUAUGCCUUUAAAGCAUCAGUAAGUUGACUUCUAACAUAACUGACCAUGUUUAAAGCAGAAAAAGUGC
This is a messenger RNA of Mercenaria mercenaria, 2511 nucleotides long. RefSeq lists its product as uncharacterized. Gene Ontology annotation, molecular function: zinc ion binding; ubiquitin-protein transferase activity. Gene Ontology annotation, biological process: positive regulation of DNA-templated transcription. Lineage: Eukaryota; Metazoa; Mollusca; Bivalvia; Venerida; Veneridae. The record is from RefSeq and is a predicted model, not a curated record. The transcript has 3 exons. Gene Ontology annotation, cellular component: chromatin; nucleoplasm. Bases 209 to 1891 code for a protein of 560 amino acids.